UUGUUGAGCCGCCGUCCCACAGUAAAGAUGGUGGGCAUGAGUGUUCUCAGGUCUGCUGCUGCUUUUGCAGCCAGACUGAGUCCUCUGAAAUCGGGAAAUAAUGCGGCAAAUUUGCUCACUCGAACAAUCCCACGGACAGAUAAAGUGGCUGUUCGUUGGGGCCAUGGGAAGAAGAUGUUUGUCAUCAAACCUACUGACUUCUACGACAGGAGAUUUCUGCGCGCGUUGCAAUAUUACAUCCUGCUGACUGGCAUUCCUGUGGCGGUCAUUGUCACGUGUGUGAAUAUUUUCAUCGGUGAGGCGGAGCUGGUUGAAACUCCUGAGGACUACGAACCCGAGCACUGGGAGUACUACAAGCACCCCAUCACCAGGUGGAUUGCACGGACCUUCUACGAUUCCCCAGUGAAGGACUAUGAAAAGAUGAUGGCUGCUAUCCAAGUGGAGAAAGAAAAGGCAGACAUGAGACUGGCACAGCUGGAGGUGCGUCGACAGAUGAGGCAGAAGGGAGACGGACCCUGGUACCACGUGAAGACCCUCAGCAAGGAGCUGGUUGACUACAGCCCCAAAUCAACACCUGACAAUUAAUCCAGACGUCAUCUGUACGUCAUGCUGUUAAAUCUCACUGUUUGUACAUUUUUCCCUCCUUGCGUAAAUAAAGUAUCUAUCUACUCUAA
Messenger RNA from Plectropomus leopardus (leopard coralgrouper), 674 nucleotides. RefSeq names its product NADH:ubiquinone oxidoreductase subunit B5 (gene ndufb5). The record is from RefSeq and is a predicted model, not a curated record. NCBI's taxonomy places the organism in Eukaryota, Metazoa, Chordata, Actinopteri, Perciformes, Serranidae. Gene Ontology annotation, cellular component: respiratory chain complex I.